AUGGCCCACAGCGGAUGUAAGGUGUUUGCCGUCGUUCUAUGCGCCCUCGCGGUGGCAGAAUCGGCCAAGAUUCUCAGCAUUUUUCCGACCACCUCCAAGUCACACUGGAUACUGGGAUCCGCCCUGAUGAAAGAGCUCGCCCUGGAUGGCCACGAGGUGACCGUCAUCAGUCCGUUUCAUUUGAAGAAUGCCCCGAAAACCUAUCGCCAUGUGGACAUUACGUUCAACAGCCGCAUGUUUGACGACCUCAUGGAUCGGGUGUUCGAACGCACCGACGACAACAUCGUGCAAAAGAUGUCGGAUUUGACGGCCUUCAUUGAGGACAUUGCAAACACUACGCUUACAUCAGCGGCGGUGCAAAGAUUACUGCGAUCCGACGAAACGUUCGACCUGUUGGUGCUGGAAGUCUUCGUUGACGAUGUGUUUCUCGGGUUUGCCGAUCGGUUCAACUGCCCGGUGGUGGGUAUGUCCACCUUCGGUGCCUCCACAUGGGUGAACGCGCUCACGGGGUCACCGCAGCCCCUCUCGUACGUGCCGCAUCCGAUAUCUAGCUUUACGGACCGGAUGAACUUCUGGCAGCGACUCGGCAACGUACUGAUCACUGCGUUCGACGAGGGAGUGAUGGGGGUCCUCGGUCUCUCGAUCCAGCAGCGCUACUAUGAUCAGUUUUUCCCCAACGCGACUCGAUCGUUGGCCGAAAUGCGUCGCCAUGGAGUUUCGCUAAUUCUGGUUAACAGUCACUUCAGUUUAAGCUUCCCCCGGCCUUAUUUGCCCAACCUGAUAGAGGUCGGUGGGUUUCACGUCAAUCGGAAGGUUAAUCCGUUGCCGGAGGACAUCAGGACGUUCAUCGAACAAUCAGAGCACGGUGUUGUGUUCUUCUCGAUGGGCUCUAAUCUGAAGCCGUCGAAGAUGGACAAACAGAAGCGCGACGAUGUGAUCCGAGUACUGUCGAGCCUGAAGCAGAACAUUAUCUGGAAGUGGGACGACGAUACGCUUCUGCUGGACAAACAGAAGUUCCUGCUCGGGAAGUGGUUCCCGCAGGAUGACAUCUUGGCUCACCCGAACGUGAAGCUGUUCAUCACGCACGGAGGCCUCCUGAGCUGUACGGAAUCGAUCUACCACGGCGUUCCGGUCGUCGGCAUACCGAUCUUUGGCGAUCAGCUGCUCAACAUGGCCCGAGCGGAACUCGCCGGAUGGGGCAUUGGUGUGGCGUACACCAAGCUAAACGAAGCCUCCUUCGAAAAAGCUGUCACCGAAGUGUUGAACAACGAAAAGUACUCCGAGAAAAUAGCGAUAAUCUCACGCCGUUUGCGGGACCAACCACUGGCGCCGAUGGAUUUGGCCAAGUUUUGGGUCGAGUAUGUGUUGAGGCACGAUGGAGCGAAGCACCUGAUAUCGGCGGCGCAGGACCUAAACUUUGUGGAGUACAACAAUUUAGAUGUUUACGCAUUUAUUAUCACGGUAGCGGGAGCUAUCCUGAUUCUCAUAGGUUACGGUUUGAAGAAACUGUUCUUCUAUGCGAUUAAGCCAAAAAGCAAAAACACGUCCAAAAAGUUAAAUUGAACAAAGUAUUUGUAUUUGAAUAGUAGCCUUCGUAUGCUAUAGCUUUUGUUAGAUUUUAUAGUUUGUAACAUUAACUUUGCAUUAUAAAUC
Messenger RNA from Anopheles bellator, 1653 nucleotides. RefSeq names its product UDP-glycosyltransferase UGT5-like. The transcript has 5 exons. The coding region runs from base 1 to 1563 and encodes 520 amino acids. The record is from RefSeq and is a predicted model, not a curated record. NCBI's taxonomy places the organism in Eukaryota, Metazoa, Arthropoda, Insecta, Diptera, Culicidae. Gene Ontology annotation, molecular function: UDP-glycosyltransferase activity.